AUGAACGCUCUAGCAGCCACCAAUCGCAACUUUCAACGUGCAGCUCGUAUUCUCGGUUUGGAUUCCAAGCUUGAGAGGAGCCUUCUCAUACCCUUCAGAGAAAUCAAGGUUGAGUGCACAAUCCCAAAAGAUGAUGGAACUUUGGUUUCGUAUGUGGGAUUCAGAAUCCAACAUGAUAAUGCUCGUGGUCCAAUGAAAGGAGGAAUUCGUUAUCAUCCAGAGGUUGAUCCUGAUGAAGUGAAUGCUCUAGCUCAGCUGAUGACAUGGAAGACAGCUGUAGCAGACAUUCCCUACGGAGGAGCAAAGGGUGGUAUAGGCUGCAACCCUAGGGAUCUGAGCCUGAGUGAGUUAGAACGUCUUACCCGAGUUUUCACUCAAAAGAUUCAUGAUCUCGUCGGUGUUCAAAGGGAUGUUCCUGCCCCAGAUAUGGGAACUAAUGCCCAGACCAUGGCAUGGAUUCUUGAUGAAUACUCGAAGUUUCACGGUCAUUCACCUGCAGUUGUGACCGGGAAGCCUAUUGAUCUUGGAGGAUCGUUGGGAAGAGAGGCUGCCACAGGUCUCGGAGUAGUUUUUGCAACGGAAGCUUUGUUUGCUGAAUAUGGGAAGUCCAUUUCUGAUCAAACAUUUGUUAUCCAGGGUUUUGGAAAUGUGGGUACAUGGGCUGCCAAGUCUAUUUUCGAAAGAGGAGGAAAGGUGAUUGCUGUUAGUGAUAUCAGCGGUGCUAUCAAAAACUCAAAUGGAAUCGACAUCCCUGGGCUUCUGAAAUACAAGGAUGAUGUCAAUGGAGGCAAUGGAACCUUGAAGGGCUUCCCAGAUGCAGAAGUAAUGGAUCCGAAUGAGUUGCUUGUUCAUGAAUGUGACGUUCUUAUUCCUUGUGCCUUAGGUGGAGUUCUAAAUAGGGAAAAUGCUGCUGAUGUGAAAGCAAAAUUUAUAAUAGAAGCAGCAAAUCAUCCUACAGACCCUGAAGCAGAUGAGAUUUUGUCUAAGAAAGGAGUUAUCAUAUUACCUGACAUCUAUGCCAAUGCUGGUGGAGUGACUGUGAGUUAUUUCGAAUGGGUUCAGAAUAUCCAAGGUUUCAUGUGGGAUGAAGAGAAAGUGAACCAUGAGUUGAAGAAGUAUAUGACGAGAGCUUUCGGUGACAUAAAGGCGAUGUGUAAGAUUCAUAACUGCGAUCUGCGAAUGGGAGCUUUCACUCUUGGAGUCAACCGUGUUGCUCGUGCUACCCUUCUCAGAGGUUGGGAAGCUUAA
Sphenostylis stenocarpa is the source of this 1248-nucleotide messenger RNA. The record is from the annotation of a GenBank genome assembly. Lineage: Eukaryota; Viridiplantae; Streptophyta; Magnoliopsida; Fabales; Fabaceae.